Messenger RNA from Dermatophagoides farinae (American house dust mite), 2425 nucleotides. NCBI's taxonomy places the organism in Eukaryota, Metazoa, Arthropoda, Arachnida, Sarcoptiformes, Pyroglyphidae. The record is from RefSeq and is a predicted model, not a curated record.
UAGAUUCGGUUGAUUUUUUCCCUCUUAAUUUAUUUUUCUGAUUGGUCAGUGGCCAACAUUUAGCGACCACUGUCAAAAGCAAAUAACUGUGAAUGUAUAUUAUUGGACAAUUUAAUACCGAUCUAUCUAAGUGCUUGGAUGGUGGUAAUGAUGCAAUCCAGUUUGUCAUCCUCGAAUGGUCAUCUAUGUUUUUGGUCGUUCAUUUUACCUAGAAGAAAUCCAUUUUUUUUAACUCAAUGAAUGAAGGAUGGAUACCGUUUUAUUUCGAAUCCAUAAUUAUCCAAUCGUUUAAAUCUGAUACUUACCCGGUUGAAUUUGGACAUUCAAUGUUUGAACAUUGUAAUCAUCGGCGUUUGAAUAAUUCGAUAGAAUGACCCCACCACCACCACCACCUCCGCCACCUCCAUCAUUUUUUCAAUCCUCAUCAUAUGAUUGGAAUCACAAAUCUCAUCAUCGAACCGAAUCAUCGAGUGAAUUUGAUUCAUCUAAACUUCACAAAUUAACAAUGUCACAGAAAUGUUCGACUAUUGAACAUACAAAAUCAAAACAUUAUCAACAACCUUAUGGUAAAUAUUCAAAUGCCGAAUUUCAUCGUUCAUGUCGACCACGAUCUUCUUAUAAUUUUUCAGGAAACACUCAUGAUUGCAAUACAAUAAGUUAUCAUCAGCAACAGCAUUCAAAACCAAAAAUUUAUCAACAAAAUCAACAUUCACCUUCGAAAUACAUCAAUAGAAAUAAUCUACAGCUUGUACGUCAAAAAUCUGAUAAUUCCGAAUGUUCAGAAAUCAGACAAUCGAAUAGUAAAAAUGAUCAAUUAGCCAUGUUUGAUGGAUCAAAAAAAUCUCGAUGCAUAUUAUUUUCACAGAUUUAUCUUAUAACUCAUGUUUCUAUUACAAUUUGUUUAAACAAAACAAGAGAUAUGGAAACGACAAUAUCAGAAACAAUUACGAAUUCUUUAGAUCUUAUAAUCGAUAUCUAUUUAUUCUACAUUUUGGUCGCUUCAUUAUUUUUCUUCGUCCUGUUAAGAUAUUAUGCCGUACCUCGAUUCACAGAUAAUCUAACGUUCAAUGAAUUGACUGAACAAACGCCAAUCUUGUUCGGUGCAAUAAUAUUGGGUUUCAGUGAGUUGGCUCAAUGUUUGAUAGAAUUAAUUGAAUGUGUUGAAUCUGAUUCAAUGAUAAUACCAGUGGCUAAAUUUUGCUAUCAUAUCGCUUUUAUGCAUUUUCUGCUAUCUCAAAUUAUCUACAAUGAUUAUAUUGGACUUCGAAACAUUGCCAUUGCUCAUCUUUUAUCAACACAAAUUUCAUUGUGGAUUCUGUCCACAUCCUCUAAACAAGUUCAUGUCGGACAACAUAAGCAUUGCUGCGAUUAUAAACUUGAUUUAAGAACAUUUCGAAUUGUUUUGUUCAAUGAUAAUAGCAGCCGAUUAUUGGGAAACGAACAUGAUGGUUUGAUGAAAAUAAAUGGAAACCAUACUGAAAACUUGAUUGCCGAUCCAUUUCAGAUCAGUCUAUUCAUCUUAAACAAUCAGUUUAAAUUUCUUACUGUCUUUAUAUUGUUAACAAUGUGGUUUUCCAACAAUCAAUCCAAGAUCAAUUUUAUUCGUGCAAAACUUUCAGAAGAAGAAGUGAUUCGUUCUGCUUAUUUGAAUCCUGAAAGCAAACUAUACAUGUUUCGUGGUUUUAUGGUUGGUUCGAUUUUCUUAUUAAGUUCUAUUGCUUCAAUUAUUUUCUAUGAUAAUCGAUUGAUACAAUAUUCUGCAUCCAUAUUCAUUCAAAUUAUGAUCAUUGUGAUUUCGUUGACCGGUUUGGUUGUUCGAAGACAUCAAAUUGACGUAAAUGAUCCUAAAUAUCAGAUCAACAUAUUGAAACAUCAUUUUAUCAUUUUUGUAACAUUAUUUUUGGUAUACAAUGUAUCGUUGAUGAACAUUAAAUCAUUUUUCAUCAGACUAAUAACAGAUGGAUCAUCGAAUAAUAUAAUGGAUGCCAAAACUACAAUUCAAAUGAUUGUGCCAAUACUGUCAUUAAUUAGUUCUCUAUCUCUCAUCAUCCAGGUGACCAUACAAUCGUAUUUGCUUCGAUUACAAGGCAAAAAAUUGAUCAACAUGACUCAUGUAUUUUCAUUAUUGGCUAUUGCUAAUUUUUCAUUAUGGAUGAUCGAUGUAUCGAUGAUUGUAAGUGAUCGAGAUUUAUGGCCAAUUAAAUGGCAAGAUCAGGUCCAUUCAACUUUCGAAAAUGAUAAUAAUAAUGACUCGUUGAAACAUCCAGAUGAUUCGAAAUAUUUACGAAAUAUUCUCAAUGUAUUCGUACCGAUGAAUCGUUACUAUUGUUCAUUAAUAUUUUUUCAUUUUUGGAAAUUAAAAAUGUAAUUUAAUUGAAUUUAUAAAUCGAAUAUUUUAAGCUAAUAAAAAGCCAUCAUUCAAUUG